UCCCUCCUCUUGGCUGUUGCUAACACCGGCGGUGACGGUACCGGGCUCGGUAGCGGUGGCACGGAUGCCAGACACGGGUUUGGGGCUGCACCCAGAUUCCAAGUGGGAGCCAGAUGUUGUAACCGCUCUGCCACUUUUUUAUGUUGCGGACACCUGUGAUUAUUAAACACACUUAAGUGCUCUUAAUUUGUGUUAAUGUAGCUUGCCAUGCUUUUCUUUAGUUCAUGGGGAGCCUCAACGUGAUUUUGGGGGAGAAUAGGGGGCCUGCCAGUUCCUCAGCAAAGGGAACAGGCUUUGCUGAACGCACGAGCUCUGCUGACCGCAGUGGGGCUGUGUGUUUUAAGUGGCAGUGUAGUUCCAGUAAAUACGUAUCUAGUGUUGCAUGUCCAGGCCCCUUAAGCAUCAAUAAGAGAAUCUGUUGGUGCUUUAAUAAUCAAAAUUACUUGUUAUCCAUUUUUUACUUGCAUUUGGGUGUGUCAUCCUUAGAGUGGUGCUAGUAAGGAUAUUUUUCACAGAGAACUCUUGAAGCCCAUUAAAAAUGUGUCUUUUUUUCCCCUCUUUGUCUAUUUUUACAUUAGUAGUUCAUUGAUUAAAACCCACUUGUAUUGCUUUGCCAAUACCUUCAGCCAAUAUGGUCGCUUUGGUGAUGGCACUGAGCCAUUCUUCAACUAAAAAAAUCCCAAAAUCAAACCAAAACUGCCUUUUUUGGAUGACUUUUAGCAUGAAGGUAGCUGCACGGCCCAAAGAUUUAAAAAGCACAUAUUAAAAAUGGUAAUUUUAUCUGUAUCUCUGGGCUACAUCUCUUACAAACACAUUGAUGGUUCUCAUUUUAGGAACUGCUGCUGUCUAACAAAGCAGUUGUGGUUGGAGGAUGAACAUGCUGUUUUAACACAGAGCAGUUCAUCAGGUUAGCAGGAAUGACUGUCUCGAGAUCCAAUGUUUCUACAGGGCAGUGCUAUAACACCCUGUGCUUUAAAGAGCUUUUCAUGCCCUUUUUUUGCAUAAUUAAUUUAUUGCUUUGUUGCUUGCAUUAAUUCUUUAUUUGCAUAUUUAAAGCCUGCAAUAUUAAACUGUGGUCUUACUUGAUCUGAAUCCUUAAUUUUAACGCCCCCAUUAAAUUUGUAUUCUUGCAUCUGUUGUACUAGAACUAUGAGUAUACAGAACGGGGAACAGCACCACCGUGCGCGGUGGUCUGCUUGACUUUGUGCAGUGCCCUGGGGUUUGCCUUUGUUUUUAAACUGUUGGUCUUACCCUGUUGUUCAGUGGUUCCUACCAUACGGACUGUGAACAAGCUCCCUGUUCUGGUCAGCUCUUAGCAUAUACAUUUGUUUUGCUACCUGUUGUUUUUGGAUAAGAAAGAAAACAGAAGCUAAUUAAAGUAGAAAGAACCUUGGAUGAAGAGUUUUAAAGGGGAGUAGCCUCAGUUUAGUCAGGUCUCUGCUGAGAAUAUGUCAUAUAGAGAUGUCCUAUGGUAUUUCUUAAUUCUAAUAUUUAAGGUGGCAAAAAAAGUGGGGCAGUUCAUUGUAGUUCACAAAUUUGUGUAAAAUACAUACGAGUAGUGACACAUUUCUGUUGUUAUAUAUUGCAAUUGCUUUCAGCUACAACAGUAAAACAAUUGUGUGGCCUGUUGUAAGCCCCCUUUGCAUUAGUAAGGGCCCUUGUUUUCCCUCAGUAUAGCAAUAUUCCAUCACCAUCUCAUCCUUAUUUUAGUAGCUUUUAUAUCAAAAUGUGAAGUUAUAAAACUGAAGAAGACAUUGUAAUGCUUUGUUUGCCAAUGAUUCUUGUCUUAAUAAGUUAUCUGUAACGAUCUUUUCUUUCCUGCCAUGACACCCGAUAAGUUGGUGUUAGUAUUAGGAGAUCUUCACAUUCCACAUCGUUGCAACAGCCUCCCAGCCAAGUUCAAAAAACUGUUGGUUCCAGGGAAGAUCCAACACAUCCUCUGCACAGGAAACCUCUGCACCAAGGACACUUAUGACUACCUCAAGACCCUGGCUGGGGAUGUUCACGUUGUUAGAGGGGACUUUGAUGAGCAACAUCAUUCCUUCAUUUGUGCUGAUGGAUAUCCAGGCUUCUACAGUAGUUACAUAUGUCUAUCAGUUAAUUGGAGAUGAUGUCAAAGUAGAAAGAAUUGAGUACAAAAAGUCCUAAAAAUGCAUUUGCUCGUCUGGUAUUUCUACCAUCUCAUUCUGAACUGCAAGUUAUUACAAGACUUGAUUGCUAGUUUACAGUACUGCACUUAUGCUAACAACUUAACAAUGUAGCUUAUUGGUCUAACUUUAAACAACAUUGUGUUUGCUUUUCUCUGUAUGAAUUGAUUUGUAAAAUAUUCCAUUUAAAUAACUCUUUAAAUACUGUUCCUUAAUGUUGUAAUAAACUCCACUUCAUAGAAAAAUGAAACUUUAUGAACUGCUAUUGGAAAAAAUGCAACAGUUGUAGUUGUUCUUAAAAUGCCUGAUGCUCUGGCUUGGUGACUUUCUGCUAAAGGAUACAUGUAAAGGGCUUGAACAACAAGAUCGAGGGCUGUGGAGUUGUGUUACACUUGCUUCAGGAUCUUGUUGCUAUUUAAUUUUCUCAAUUUAACAUUCCCAAUUAAGUUAAAAGAACAAAGUGGAUUGAUGGAUUCUGAAAAUAUUACAGCUAACUCAUAAUUCACUGGAGAAAGUUUAACUUUAGUCUUGUUAUAAUCAAGGCAGUUUCGAAUAGCACUAUGCUUUAACCAAUGAUGAUCUCAAAUCUGUUAACAGUGAGGAGAGGCUUUUCUUUAUUUAUGGCUUUCGUCUGACACUGCGUAUAUGCACUUUGCUCCACAAACAAAAGUUUUAAAUACUGUAUUUCCAUAUGGUACUUGUACUGCUACUGAAGACUAAAAACAGUGGUGUUGUGCAAGAAGACCGGGCCUCUUGGCUCUCCUGUUCUCAUGACUGCAGGAAACUGAAUGUAUGUUAACAGCUCCCACUUCUCUUUCCAAUAAAAAGAGCUUUAUCUUUUGUCUUCUACUGAAGAACACUUAGGAUGGUGGCCUCUUCCCUGAUGGAUGUUGGCCUUUGUAUGAGGACUUUUUUCAGUGCAGUACAUGUGCAAAAAGCUUUGUCAUGAAGGUCUAAGUUAAAUUAAAGGUUUUACAUCAGCAAGAACCCUUACUGCUGUGUUAAAAGCUGACGACGUAGUAACGUAUGUCUGUUCAAAAUAAACCUGCUUUACCCUGGAAAAAGACCACAUUUUACCCUUGGUAUCUCAGGCCUCUGGCUAAAUGCCACUCCAUCUUUUAUCCUAGCGCAGCUGUACAGAAAGAACUAAGUUGAAGACCUUGGCAGUCAUUCAGGGAACAGUAGUGACUGAGUAGAACAUAAAUUUACUGCCAACUUGGCAGUUUAGAAGGUUUAUAGAACACUGAGGCCAAAACAGAUAUGUAAGUAUUUAUUUGUGCUCACUGUAGUUAAAAUUACAGUUUGUCUACAAAAUGUAUUUUACAUGCAGUACAUCAUUUACAGGUUUUAAAAAGUUUAUCACAAGGUUAUGUCUGGGUGAAUAAAAUCUUGGAGCGAGCCUCACGGCAGACUUAAACAUGGAGAAAUAUGGAAGUAAAGGAAAUUUACCCUAAUCCUUCCUAAAAUCAAAGUGCUGAAUAUGAACAUGACUGUUGCCUAGAAACAGGUAACUGCUGUACAUCAACUGUUUCAGUGAGGAGAGAGUAUGGAGAAGAAGCAGCCUGGAGCAGUUAAAAAGAAAUGUGGAAAGCUCAGGGUAGCUUUUGGAACAAGGGCAUUGAGGUUUUAGUUCAACAUUCACCUGAGCAGUGUAUGAGUUAUCAAGGCAUGACAUCUUGCCAGUAGAAAAGGAUAAAUCAAGAUCCUAUUGAUGACUGUUCUAGUACACAGGUCUCUGGGCCAUUCAGAUACAUCUGGAAGGUAAAAGAUCAAUAUUAAUAUCCUGUUUUCCUAAGUAAGCAUAAGGCCUAGCGUGGUGUGG
Cuculus canorus (common cuckoo) is the source of this 3969-nucleotide messenger RNA. RefSeq names its product VPS29 retromer complex component (gene VPS29). Lineage: Eukaryota; Metazoa; Chordata; Aves; Cuculiformes; Cuculidae. Bases 1824 to 2111 code for a protein of 95 amino acids. Gene Ontology annotation, cellular component: endosome; retromer complex. The transcript has 2 exons. The record is from RefSeq and is a predicted model, not a curated record. Gene Ontology annotation, biological process: intracellular protein transport; retrograde transport, endosome to Golgi.